Messenger RNA from Echinops telfairi (small Madagascar hedgehog), 3814 nucleotides. Its product is annotated as zinc finger protein 28 homolog. Gene Ontology annotation, biological process: regulation of transcription by RNA polymerase II. Gene Ontology annotation, molecular function: RNA polymerase II cis-regulatory region sequence-specific DNA binding; DNA-binding transcription activator activity, RNA polymerase II-specific. The record is from RefSeq and is a predicted model, not a curated record. Bases 300 to 2756 code for a protein of 818 amino acids. The transcript has 3 exons. Gene Ontology annotation, cellular component: nucleus. NCBI's taxonomy places the organism in Eukaryota, Metazoa, Chordata, Mammalia, Afrosoricida, Tenrecidae.
UUUUCAUGCAUCCUUCCAGGUUCUCUGGUUUGCCUCCUUUGUCUUGUUCCUAUUUCCUCCAUUUGUUCUGUUAGCCCAGCUUUCUAAUUGCUUAGCCAAGACUGAGGUCUUACAGGUAUUAUCCCGAGGCUCAGCCUUCCAUUUUGACUGCAGAAGUGCCCUUUUCCUGGAACAGAAAAAACCAAAUAUGUACGUGCUCUCUUUGUUCUCUUCCAGAAGUGGAACCUGGGCCUGGCACUGAGCUAUUGACGGCAGAGCAGCAACAAGUUUGUGAAGAAGAGUCACCCCAGUGGGAGGGCAUGGAAACCCUUACACGCUGUGUGUUUGAGUGUUCCCACGAUAGCUGGGAGCACGGAGGCCAGCUUGACAGACAGCAGGGAACUCCAGACAGACAAUUCAGUUCCAUGAGGACCAGUUGUGAAGAAAUGCCCCCUUUCCACCAGCAGAAAUCCAUUACAUUUUACCAGAAAAUCCACGCUGCCAAAAAACCCUUUGGAUAUGAGUGUGGAAGAGAAUUCUGGCCAGAGGAGUUCCUUAUUAACCAUGAAGGGAUUCAUACUAAUGAGAAACCUUAUAAGUGUAAGGAAUGUGGGAAAGCCUUUAAAUAUGGCUCACGCCUAAUUCAGCAUGAGAACACUCACUCUGGCAAGAAACCCUAUGAAUGUACGGAAUGUGGGAAGGCCUUCAAUUCUUGUUCAAAUUUCAUACAGCAUCGGAGGGUUCACACUGGCGAGAAACCCUAUCAGUGUAAGGAUUGUACAAAGGCCUUUAGUCGAAGCUCUCAGCUGAUAGAACACCAGCGCAUUCACACGGGCGAGAAACCCUAUCAGUGUAAGGACUGUGGCAAGGCCUUCAAUCGGAUCUCACAUCUUAAAGUGCAUCAUAGAAUCCAUACUGGUGAGAAACCGUAUGCAUGCAAGGACUGCGGGAAGGCCUUCAGCCAUCGCUCUCAGCUGACUCAACAUCAGACAAGUCACACUGGCAGGAAGCUCUAUGAAUGUAAGGAGUGUGGGGAAGCCUUCAAUCAGGGCUCAACUCUCAUCCGACACCAGAGAAUCCACACGGGUGAGAAGCCCUAUGAAUGUACGGUUUGCGGGAAGGCCUUCAGGGUGAGCUCACAACUGAAGCAACAUCAGAGUAUCCACACCGGGGAGAAACCUUACCAAUGUAAGGUGUGCAGUAGGGCCUUCAAACGGGUGGCACAUCUGACUGUACAUUACAGAAUCCAUGCGGGUGAGAAACCAUAUGAAUGUAAGGAGUGUGGGAAGGCCGUUAGUCACUGCUCACAGCUGAUUCAACAUCAGCUCAUUCAUCCCGUGGAAAAGCCCUAUAAGGAAUGUGGGGAGUGUGGCAAGAAGCUCUCAAAAAACUCAGUGGUAGUUAAGCACCCAGGAAUCUAUGCAGGGAAAAAACUUUUCAAAUGUAAUGAAUGCAAGAAAACUUUCACGCAGAGUUCAUCCCUUACAGUUCAUCAGAGAAUUCAUACUGGAGAGAAACCCUAUAAGUGUAACCAAUGUGGGAAAGCCUUCAGUGACGGCUCAUCCUUUGCACGACAUCAGAGGUGUCACACUGGCAAUAAGCCCUAUGAAUGUAUCGAAUGUGGGAAAGCCUUCAUACAGAACACAUCCCUUAUCCGACACUGGAGGUAUUACCAUACUGGGGAGAAACCUUUUGAUUGCAUUGACUGUGGCAAAGCCUUCAGUGAUCACAUAGGACUUAGUCAGCAUAGAAGGAUUCAUACUGGAGAAAAACCUUAUAAGUGUGAUGUGUGUGACAAAUCCUUUAGGUAUGGCUCAUCCCUUACUGUGCAUCAAAGGAUCCAUACUGGAGAAAAACCCUAUGAAUGUGACGUUUGUAGGAAAGCCUUCAGCCACCAUGCAUCCCUCACACAACAUCAAAGAGUGCAUUCUGGAGAAAAGCCUUUUCAGUGUAAAGAAUGUGGGAAAGCGUUUCGGCAGAAUAUACACCUUGCUAGUCAUUUGAGGAUUCACACUGGAGAGAAGCCUUUUGAAUGCGGAGAAUGUGGGAAAUCCUUCAGCAUCAGCUCACAGCUUGCUACUCACCAGCGAAUUCAUACCGGAGAGAAACCCUAUGGGUGUAAGGUGUGCAGUAAAGCCUUCACCCAGAAGGCUCACCUUGCCCAGCAUCAGAAAGUCCACACAGGAGAGAAACCCUAUGAGUGUAAGGAAUGCGGCAAAGCCUUCAGCCAGACCACACACCUUAUUCAACACCAGCGGGUUCAUACCGGAGAGAAGCCCUAUAAGUGUACUGAAUGUGGGAAGGCCUUUGGUGACAAUUCGUCCUGUACUCAACAUCAGCGACUUCACACUGGCCAGAGACCUUAUGAAUGCAUUGAGUGUGGGAAGGCAUUCAAGACAAAGUCGUCCCUGAUUUGUCAUCAAAGAAGUCACACUGGAGAGAAACCUUAUGAAUGCAGUGUGUGUGGCAAAGCCUUUAGCCAUCGUCAAUCCCUUAGUGUUCACCAGAGAAUUCAUUCGGGAAAGAAACCAUAUGAAUGUAAAGAAUGCAGAAAAACCUUUAUCCAAAUUGGACACCUGAAUCAGCACAAAAGGGUUCAUACUGGAGAGAGGUCCUAUAACUAUAAGCGAAGUAAGAAAGUCUUUAGGCAGACUUCACCCUUUGCUCGUCACCAGAGAAUUCUUUCUGGAGAGUCAUCCACACGCCCUCCCUCUUCAAAUCCCGUGGAUCUGUUUCCCAAAUUUCUCUGGAACCCAUCCUCUCUGUCAUCACCUUAAUCUCAAGACAUCACCACUGCACCUCGAUUACGUCAAUAGUUUAAAAACUGAUGUCUCUCCACUUUUGUUUUUGUCUCUUAGAAACUUAUUCUUCACUUUACAACCAGAGUGGUUUUUAGGGUAAUUCUUUGACUCGUGUAAAAUUUGCACUGAGCUUGUUGGUUAAUGCAUUCCAUCUGCUUAGCAAAGUGUCUGGGCCAUGCUAGCUGUUCAACAAUGUUAGUGCUUUUAGCAACAUCAUUUUAGGACACAGUAGAAUGAACAUAGACUGCUCUGAAUAUCGAUGCCUAAAACAAGGCUAGGAGAACUCAGACUAUGGAACCAGGAGUUCUUGAGAUGAAUUAGUGAGGUUUAGCCUCUGUGGUUUUGAAACUUGGUUCUACAAUGUUCAUUUAGCACUGUGGCUUUCUAAACAUAAGGUGCUGUGACCUGUUAGCUGAUUCAACCUUACUGUAUGGCUGACAAUAAUAUGGGUCAGGGGGACUACCUUGAACAAAAGAACGAAAGAAAUCAGAAAACUCCAAAAUGAAUGUGCAUAGAGUCAAAUGUACUGACAUGUUCCCCAAUAAAAAAUAACAGAACCUUUUCUGUUUAAAGUCACAUAGGUUUAAGUUGAACUUUUAAGAAUCAAUUAAGUCCUUAAUUCAAAUGUAAACUCAUAUAGAGCAGAGUUCAGCAAAUUAAGACUUAUGGCCAAAUUUCCAUGUGCUGUUUUCGAAUGGGAGUCCCUGGGUCGUACAGAUACAGUUAAUGCACUCAGCUAACUGAAAGUUGAAGGUCCAUCCAGAGGCACGUAGGGAGAAAGGCCUGAUAACACACCUAUAAAAAUCAACCACUGAACACCCUGAGAAGCACAGUUCUAUUUUGGCACACACGGUCACCAUGAGUCAAACUUGAUCUGAUGACAAAUGGUAGUUGGUGUUUGUAUGAUCCAUAAACUAAGAAUAGUUUUCUUAAUAUUCUUAAGUGUUUGAUAAAAGUGGAAAAAUAGUAUCUAGGACAACAUGGAAAGUCUGUAAUGUUUCAGUGUCCUAAAUAAAAUUAUUUCCUGGAACAUG